AAAUGCAAUGUUUUGCUAAUGCACCAUUUUGACCUUUUUUUUGCAUUUCCUUACCUGAUUACUCAACUGAUUUCGCCUGAGAAGAAGAUAAGUAAAAAGGCUGUGACUGGCUACGGACCAAAAAGCAGGAAAAUCUAUGGCAUGCCUCGGAACUGUGCUGGUGCACAAUCUGGCUCAGACUGGUCGAAACUGAGCAGUAUACGCAGAUUUGUUUGAGACCUGCAUGGGCCCUGGUUGAAUUGAGGUGGAAGGACCCAUCUACUAAAACACACCAAAACAGUUAAUGAGGCGUGAAACAGAAGACAAUUAUUAGAGAAGAAGCUUGAAGACCAAUUUCAUUAUAUUACUGUUGGGAUUUCAGGCUUUUUCAUUAAUUUGAUAUUGACAAUUUCAGGCCAUAGGCAAGAUUUGCACAUGCUAUAUACAAGGCUUUAGAUGAAAAAUACCCCCUGAUAACAUCAGCAGUUAGAAGAUUAACAUAACCAUGCCACCCAUCAGACAGAUCAAAAGAUAGAAACUCAGUUUUGAAUUUGAGAGGUACUUGCAGGUCAGAAUGGAGUCAUUAAGUUUAGUUCAGGUGAAAGAAAAUCUAAUCGAGCUUGAGAAUUUGGUCAAGGAGGGCAAAGAUCAAAAUGAUGCUAAAGUCAAAGACAUGGAAGACAAGAUUCGCAUUGCUUUGGAUGUCCCAAGGGAAAGCUGGAUAAACACUGGACAAACUCUGAAGGAUGUCAUAGAAAAAGUACAUAAACUACUGGACGUUGUGCAGGAUUCAACGGUCUCAUCUGAGAUUAUUUCAGAUAAGGAUGUUCUGGAGAAUGCAUCUGGGGGUCUGGCUUUGGAAGGGGUUUACAAAACCAGAAAUUCUGAAGACUUGCUAAAGAGAAGAGAACAACUUAUUGAGAUUCCAGAUUCAUUUUCACUUUCUGGUCCUGUGCAAAGUACCAGGUACGAGCAGAAAGAAUUUUCAUCCCACAAAUCUGAAGCUGUUUAUCACAAAGUAAUGGAGAAACUGGGCCACAGCUUUAGCAGCUCAUUGAACAUUGGAUUCAAAGGCUUUGGUUUUGGCUCUGGAGUUGAGAAAAAUAAAUCUAAUGAGAUGGAGCAAACCAGUUCAAAUUUGCAAGAAGAGUCCUACAUCCUCCACACAAAGUACAACUACGUUCCACUUGCGUGUGGCAUUCUUCAGAAAGAUGAACUCAAACUUUCCAGUGGAGCUGUUAAUGCCCUCAGAGAAAUUGAAAAUGUAAUUUUGCUUUCUAAUGACCGCAAAACACAAACCAACACAAUCAGAAGUUUUUAUGAGAGAUUUGGGUCCCAUGUGAACCAAGGCCCUGUACACUUGGGUGGAGUUUUCUGGUGGAGAGCAUCUUCAUCAGGCUUCAGAAGUAAUGAUGUGUCAGAGAUAAAACAGCUGAUCUCUGAAUCAAUGAAUGUUUACUCUAGUGCUGGAUUUGGAUUUGGUGCACUGUCUAUCUCAGCCAAAGUAGCAACAUCCUCCACACAGCUGAGGGGAUCUCUUACUGGGAAACACAGAGAAGACCUGAUGAGUAAUGUACAGCUGUCAGUCAGUAAAAUGGGUGGUCCUGCUGAGAUUGACAACCACUUGCAGUGGAAAGUCCUUCUUACUGCUAAUAACAGAACUUGGAGUAUUAUAGACAGAGGAACAACCCUGACUCCUAUCUGGGAGAUACUAAUGUCUUCUCACAGAGACGAUUUCAAUGAUGUGUCCAAUUUAGGCAGAAUAUUGAUGGAAGCAUAUACAGACAUCACUGGAGAAAAUGUGGAAGAGGUGUGGGGGGAAAACAUUCUUUCUGAAAUGGAAAAGGCAGAAACUCUGAUGCAGUCAGUAAACACCUGGAGUGCCACUGACUGUGAUUCUCACUUGGCACAGUUGUUGGACUUCAAAACCUGGCUCUUUGAAAAAACAAGAUCUCACAAAAUCUGGCUGAAAUGUCUCUCUAAUGAAAUACUUCAAAAUUAUCUGUUUGAAGUGGCUACAGUAAACAGCAAAUCCACUGCUGUAAAUUUGAGAUGUCUGAUACGCUCUCUUUUGGAAGAUCAUCUUAAUGAAGUGGAAAACUUCCAAAACAGAAGAGAACUUAUGAAUUGGGCAUAUCUAACAGAGGAAGACUUGAGUAAACAAGGUCAUGUGUCUCAUUUCUCAGAACUAGACAGAGUCUUUCAAUGUGCCAAACAAAAACUGGGAGACAGCAGACUCAUGCUUAGUUCUGCUGAACAAGAACACAAUGCAAAGAUGAAAACUACAAUGGCUGUAACUCUCUCUCUGAAUUCAUUUUGUAAGACUUUGCAAGAAAAAGAAGAGAAGGAAGUUGAACUGUUGGUCCUGUCCAUAAUAACAGUUAUAGGAUACAGUAGUGAACACAAAACAUUUGAUCAUAUUCUGGAUAUAAAUGAAAUCACAUUCCUGCAGUCUGAACUGCAGAGUGCAUUUAGCAGGUACACCUCUCUAAAAGAACAGUGUUCCAUUAGGGCUCAAGCGUACCUGUUGCUGACAGCUCUGACUGUGUCCACUGACAAAGAAAUCCAGAUUUCACCAAAGGCAAAAGAAGAGAGACUACAGGUAAUACAGACACAACUAAAGAACAAACUUUCACUUCCCCCUAAAGUUAUGGAGAAAAGGCACCAUGAUUGGGAAUCACUGGAAAGUGCAUUAAAUUCCAUCAUAACAGGCACCAAGAUGAGUGAUGGAAGUACAGUUGAGGAGGUAUUACGUCAGCUGGAAAAUAUAUCAGUGAAAGACGUGGCACCUUUGUCGGAGCUUCAGAAAACAGAUGAACAGAAUACAGCACUAUAUAACAAAGGUGAAAAAACAAGAAGCUUUAUGAAUUUGCUUAAAAAGUUGGGCCUAGAAGACUUUUACCCUAAAAAGAUGACAAAAUCCAGGGUUCUUGUUAUGGAUGAGUUAUCUUUGAGUGUAAAAGAGCCGCAAACAGAGAAAGACUUGAGUUUCCUUUAUCUCUAUAAACUCAUGACAUUGGACUACAGAGCCAGGUAUCUAUUUGUAAAAUCAGAAGAAAUUAGCAUGGAUUUCGAGGAGGAUGUUGGAAAUGUUGAGGAUGAUGGUGAUGACUUCUUUGAUUGUGAUGAUAAAUCAGAUAUGGUGAUGAGCAGCAAACAGGCCCAGAUACACCCGAUGGAUUUGCACAUGGCCAUUUUCCACUGUUCCAGUGACUUCUUGCGACAGUACAUUUUCACAAAACUCUCCACUUGUCAGUUUAGCCUACCCUUCUUGGUACCCAACCCCUGUACAGAUGAAGUGGAAUUCCCUCUCUGGGCACUCCGACAUAUCAGGAAAACUUGGCACAGCAAAACUGCGUCUGACACCAGUGGGAAGUAUCAUAACAGACAAAUGUUCAACACACCUGUGCCAAUUAUUUCCUUUAUUAGACUAGGAGUUUCUGAUUUGAACUCCAAGUCUCAGAUGUUGGAUGGUCUCAUUAGCAAACAGAAGCACAGUGUGUUCUUCCACCGUCAUUGCAAAGGCAGCACUCCAGAUAGCCUGCUCAUGAAUGGAGUUGUAGAGAUUGCAUGGUACUGUCCUGGAGGGAAGAAGGAUGACACAUUUCAUGAUUGUGUGGCCUUUCUCAAUCUUCAUGGUAAUGCAGAGGAACAUCCAAAACAACUUGAGUUUCUUCAAGCAGUGAGUACUGUCAAUGUCCUUCUCCUUUCAGAGCAUUCUAUGAGUGAAACUGCCAAAAAGAUUUCCGAGGAUUUGUCCAAGUCUCCCGUCCCCUUGAUUUGCUUGUUCUCAGGUAAGGACAAAAUUCACCAGUCAAAAAAUCCUUCAAAGGUGAGGCUAGCUGCAAAGAACAGGAAUCAGGCUGAAUUCACAGAGGAACUGAUUUCAAGUAUCAAACAGUGCAUCAAUGAACAUAAGCAGACUGCAAGCAUUGAAAGGUGUUGUGAAGAGGCAAGGAGACUACAGUUCAAAGUGGAUGAGGAUAAACAGUCAUGUCAAGAUGGGCAUGCCAUAGCCAAGACAUUAAUGUGCCUUCUAAAGGGUAGUAUGAGGAAUAAUUUAUCCACCCUCAAGGCGACCAUUUUACCAUUGCAAGGCAAACUGUGGCAUGAAUGGUGCACAAAAAACAAAGAACAAUAUCGACUUCAAAUUAAAAAUGAAAGUAUUGCAAUGAAGAUGAGUGGAAUCCAAUCUGAAAUGAGAAAUAUCCGGCAAGGACAAUUAAAUAUGGCCACUCCUCUCAAUGACUUCAUGAGGUCAUUCCUGGAAUGCUUAACAACACCUGCUCAGUUUGAAGACACACACCUGUACACAUUGCAGUGGCUCAGAAUCCUCUUGGAUGACCUUACCACUGAUGAGCUGGCAUCACUUGAACAGGACUAUCACUCAACAUGGAGAAAAAUGAAAAAUGUACCAAAAGGUAAAGAUAAAGCAUUAUAUGUAAACCCACUGCAAAAUAAACUGGACAGCAUAAUUGACAAAAUGGCUGCUACUACAGUUGGAAUUCAGCAUAUCAUGAGAGAAGUCAGUCAACUCUAUGAGACCAUUCAGCUGUCCACAGAAUCCCAUAAAAACAAUGCGAAACAUGCCACACUUCCAAAACUAGGAGUGAAAAUGCUGAUUUCUGGGUAUCCUCUUGAACUAAUGGAUGGAGAUGCUGCCCAUGUGCCGAUUACAUGGAUUAAUGCUGUCCUGGAUGAGCUCAUCAAUACCCUUAAAGACAAAAAGGUGUAUGUUUUGUCAAUUCUGGGACUUCAAAGCUCAGGAAAAUCCACACUGCUGAACACCAUGUUUGGUCUUCAAUUUGCAGUGAGUGCUGGAAGAUGCACCCGUGGUGCCUUCAUGCAACUUGUAAAAGUGGACUCAAGCAUCAGAGAUGAACUGGGAUAUGACUAUGUCCUCAUUGUGGACACAGAGGGACUCAGAUCUCCAGAGCUCAGUACAAACAUAACACUGAACCAUGACAAUGAGCUUGCCACCUUCAUCAUUGGAAUUGGUGACAUGACAGUUAUCAAUAUCAUGGGGGAGAACCCUUCUGAGAUGCAUGACAUUCUUGAGAUUUGUGUACAGGCCUUCUUGAGAAUGAAGCAGGUUAAAAUCACACCUAGUUGUAUUUUUGUGCACCAGAAUGUUGCCGAAUCUUCAGCCGGAGAUAAAAAUAUUGAGGGUAGGAGACGACUCCUGGAGAAACUGGAUGAAAUGGCCGAAAUAGCAGCAAAACAGGAGAAUGCUGCUGAUAUCACUUGCUUCAGUGAUGUAAUACAGUUUGACAUUGAAACGCAAGUGUUCUACUUCAAAAAUCUUCUAGAGGGAGACCCUCCAAUGGCUCCACCAAAUCCUUCCUAUAGCCAGAAUGUUCAGGAACUCAAGAGCAAGAUUCUCGGAGUUGCAUCAUGGCAAGAGAAACGUUCAUUUCCCUCACUUUCACAACUCAAAAGCAGAGUGUCUGACCUUUGGACAGCACUCCUGCAGGAGAACUUUGUGUUCAGCUUCAAAAACACAGUUGAAAUGAUGGUGUACACUUCUUUGGAACAUAAAUAUUCAGAGUGGACAUGGACACUGAGGAAACAUUCACUGAACCUUCAGACUAAACUGGAGAAUCAAAUUGGCAGCAACUUGAUUCAGGAUGUGACCUUUCCGGAUCUGGCAAAAGAGUUUGACAAAGUCUACAACCCACUGAAGACUGAGAUAGAGAGGUAUUUCAGAGAAGACAAAAACAAGGAGACCCUUGUGAAGUGGAAGACAAAUAUUGACAUUCGCAUUGUAAACUUAAAGAGUGAGCUCAUCGAGGGGACUGUGAAGAAAUGUAAAGAAUUACUGACCUCAAAGCAAAACAGGUCAGAACUGGACAAAAAAAGGGCCAAAUACACAGAUGAGUUGACUAAGCAGAGCAAACUGCUGGCGUCUACACUUAAAGCAAGACACCUGACAGAUGAGCAAAUGACCGAGGAAUUUCAAAAACUCUGGGUUAGCUGGACAAAUGACGUGUUGAAAUCACAGCCACCUGAGGAAGCACUAAAUGUGAAACCUAUAGUAGAAAAGGUCCUCCAUAGGCACUUCCAGAAUCAACCAGAAAUCUUAGAAAAACUAAAGGGAAUGAAGGAAUUUCAUUUUAAUGCAGACAAACACAUUAAUCAAAACAUCAUCAAAAGGCAGUGGGGUAAGAUUUGUGGCAAUUUCGACCAGGUAAAUGUUCUCAGGAGAAAUACUUCUCAUACAGUGAAUAAAUACAUCACUAGCAAGGAAAAUGAUAAGAAGGACUUUGACGAAAAUUUCAUCUAUGAAAUUUUAUCAGACAUUGAUAAAAGCAUUGCUAAAUUUGAGGACACGCCGGGGCAUCCAAAAUUAACCAACGAAUUUAAGGUGGACUUGUCAAUUGAUCUUUGCCUGAAAAAUGUUUCAAAACUUCAAGAGAUGCAUGACAAAUUCAAGACUGCGAACCAACCUCUAACAUAUCUACAAAGUCAGAGUGAUACAUAUUUCCAGUCUUUCAAAAACUACUGCAAAGGAGCCAGCUCUGUGACAAUAUUUGUUGAUUUUCUCUGUAAGCACAUCACACCAGAGGUUCUGAAUGCCGCAACUAACAAAACCAGUCAGCUGAUAGCAGAUACUAUGACAUCUGAUAAUCCAGCUCUCAAUGGCAACCGAUCAAACCUUGAAAAUCAUAUCCUGAAACAUCUGGCAGCUCAGGAGAGCUUUGCAAUGUAUGAGGAGUAUAUUGAUUCUCCAAAGAAAUUCUUUGAAAGAUUCAUCCGAGAAAACGUCAAAGAAUUUUGUGAUACUGGAAAGCUGGACACAUUCUAUCAGGACAAUCUGAAAAGCAUGAAAAAUCUGAUAUUAUCAGCAAGCACAGUCGUAACUACAGAAGUGGUUGAAAAGAAAGGCAAUACCAUUCUGUGGCUUGACCUGUUUUGUAGAAAGGUGGGAGAGAUAAUAGUUAUAAAAAGAGAUGAAUUGCGCAGCAUUGAAAAUGAAGAGAUCACAGACUGGUCGUUCCUUAAAGACACAAUUGCCAGAUCCGUGGAAGAAAUUAUUAAGAAUAAAAAGAUGGAUGUGACGGCUUUGAGAGAGAAACCCACCACAAUUCUGUGUGAGCAGCUCCAGGGAUGUUGGGCACAGUGCCCUUUCUGCAAAGCCAUCUGCACGAACACCAUCCCCAAUCACGAUGGAGACCACAGUGUUAAAUUUCAUCGCUCUCAGGCUCUGGCUGGUUGGCAUAAAGUUGGAACAGACAAUUUUGUCAUAGAUUUCUGUACCACAAAAGUAAUCAGUGACCUAAACUUCAUCAAUGACGAUGAUGAAGAAAUCCCCUAUAAAACAUACAGAAAAGCUGGACCCCCCUACAAUAAAUGGAGCAUUACUGGAGAUGGCAUUACUCAAUGCUACUGGAGAUGGUUUAUUUGCCAGUUUCAGUUAGAAAUGGAGAAAAAACAUGAUUGUAGAUUUACUGGCCAUGGACAAAUCCCUGAGGAAUGGAAAAAGCAUACAAAAGAAUCUGCAUUGGCAGAGUUACAGUAGCUUGGCAUACUAGUUUAACUGAGUAGGCUAUUGAGAACUUCUGCAACCUGAAUUUACUCCACCACUAUGAAGUAGUCAGAUGUCUCAAAUAAAUUAGUACAAAUGCUGAGGAAAUGACACAAUAUUAAUAUUAUGGGGUGAAGGAUAUACAAUAUGACUUUUGUGUAAUCUGCUUACUAUAUCAUAAAGAGGUAAAAUAGUAACAAAAUUCUGAUUAAGACCCAGUCUAACGCUGUAAAAGAUAUAUACUACCUUCAUCAAAUUUUCAAAUGUACUCAGUUUCACUGUUGAUUACUGAAUUAGUCAAUCAAGUCUUGGAUGCUAAAGAUGUUUUCCUAUACUAGAGCCUCUUUUCAAUAAAUGUUUACUUAUAUUUACUAAAUUUUACUAAUUUAAUAUA
Alosa sapidissima (American shad) is the source of this 7898-nucleotide messenger RNA. Its product is annotated as interferon-induced very large GTPase 1-like. The transcript has 4 exons. NCBI's taxonomy places the organism in Eukaryota, Metazoa, Chordata, Actinopteri, Clupeiformes, Clupeidae. The record is from RefSeq and is a predicted model, not a curated record. Gene Ontology annotation, molecular function: GTP binding. The coding region runs from base 554 to 7498 and encodes 2314 amino acids.